Molecule: messenger RNA, 3227 nt
Organism: Erythranthe guttata (spotted monkey flower)
Lineage: Eukaryota; Viridiplantae; Streptophyta; Magnoliopsida; Lamiales; Phrymaceae
Gene: MCM2
Product: minichromosome maintenance (MCM2/3/5) family protein
Biological process (GO): double-strand break repair via break-induced replication; DNA replication; mitotic DNA replication initiation
Cellular component (GO): MCM complex; nucleus
Molecular function (GO): single-stranded DNA binding; ATP binding; 3'-5' DNA helicase activity
Source: RefSeq, a predicted model, not a curated record
ACAGAAUGGCGCGAAAUGUUCCCGCCAAAAUCGAAGUGCCCUAAAUGCAGUUGAGCGUUCCUUCUCCGGCACAAGGCGCUCUCUCUCUCUCUCUCUCUCUCUUCAUCACACAAACCACAACACAGUCCUCGAGAUCAAGGAUUCCGUGAGUGACAAUGGCGAGGGACGACGACGAUUCAUCCAGGGGCGACGGUGAUGGCGUAAAUCCGAACCCUCCGUCCACUCCAGAUUCUCCCACGUCGGUAGGUUUCAACACCGACCAGCUUCCGCUGAACACCAGCCAGAAUUACACCGAUGACGAAGAUGAAGCCUCUGUAGAUCCUGAAAUUAUAAGAGACGAUAAUAUUGAAGAUGAAGAAGAAGAAGACGGAGAGGACCUCUUCAACGACAAUUUCAUGGAUGAUUAUCGGAGGAUGGGUGAGCAGGACCAGUACGAAAGAGUAGGGCUUGACGAUUCCGCAGAGGAUGAAAGAGAUUUGGAUCAGAUAAUGGCCGACCGCCGAGCCGCCGAGGUUGAACUUGAUGCCCGAGAAGGCCGCGUUUCUCAGCGCAAGCUUCCCCAACUUCUUCAUGACCAAGACACUGAUGACGAUAACUACAGACCGUCGAAAGAACGAGAGCUGACUUUAGACCACCAAACACUCCAAGAAGUACAGAUGAUACAGACGGAAUUCCGAGUUCGCCAGGUAGAUCACAACGCGGGAACUCUAGAUGAUGUGCCCAUGACUGAUCAAACAGAUGACGACCCUUACGAUGAUGAUGAGAACGAUGAAGGUGAGUUUGAGAUGUACAGGGUUCAAGGUACCCUAAGAGAGUGGGUUACUAGAGAUGAAGUUAGGCGUUUCAUUGGCAAGAAAUUCAAGGACUUCUUGCUCACGUAUGUGAAUCCGAAGAGUGAGAAUGGAGACUUCGAGUAUUUAAGGCAGAUCAGUGAAAUGGUUUCAGUCAACAAGUGUAGCCUUGAGAUUGAUUACAAACAGUUCAUCUAUAUCCAUCCCAACAUUGCAAUCUGGCUUGCAGAUGCUCCUCAGUCAGUCCUUGAGGUUAUGGAAGAUGUCGCUAAUAAGAUUGUUUUCCAGUUGCAUCCGAAUUACAAUAAAAUCAGUCAAAAAAUAUAUGUGCGCAUCACCAACCUCCCAGUGUAUGAUCAGAUACGCAACAUAAGGCAGAUACAUUUGAACACUAUGAUUCGCAUUGGUGGAGUUGUGACUCGUCGUUCUGGAGUUUUUCCCCAGUUGCAGCAAGUUAAAUAUGACUGUAACAAAUGUGGGGCAAUUUUAGGGCCAUUUUUCCAAAAUUCAUAUUCAGAGGUGAAGGUUGGUUCUUGUCCAGAGUGUCAAUCAAAAGGACCGUUUACUGUUAACGUUGAACAGACUGUGUAUAGGAAUUACCAAAAAUUAACUCUCCAAGAAAGCCCUGGAAUUGUUCCGGCUGGUCGACUUCCAAGAUACAAGGAAGUGAUACUGUUGAAUGAUCUCAUCGAUUGUGCCCGACCUGGAGAAGAGAUUGAGGUGACUGGCAUAUAUACCAACAAUUUCGACUUGUCGUUGAAUACAAAGAAUGGAUUUCCAGUAUUCGCGACUGUGAUUGAAGCGAAUUACGUUACUAAGAAGCAGGAUCUCUUUUCAGCCUACAAGCUUACGCAAGAGGACAAGGAAGAAAUUGAGAAAUUGGCUAAAGACCCAAGAAUUGGAGAACGAAUUGUCAAGUCAAUAGCCCCAUCGAUCUACGGUCAUGAGGACAUAAAGACUGCAAUAGCUCUUGCUAUGUUCGGUGGCCAAGAGAAAAAUGUCGAAGGGAAGCAUCGUUUACGAGGGGAUAUAAAUGUACUCCUGCUCGGUGAUCCUGGAACUGCCAAGUCCCAGUUCCUCAAGUACGUGGAAAAGACUGGACAAAGGGCUGUUUACACUACGGGAAAAGGAGCUUCUGCUGUAGGACUGACAGCAGCGGUUCACAAAGAUCCAGUCACAAGGGAGUGGACUUUAGAAGGAGGGGCUCUUGUUUUAGCCGAUAGAGGCAUAUGUCUUAUUGACGAGUUCGAUAAAAUGAAUGAUCAGGACAGGGUAAGCAUUCACGAAGCAAUGGAGCAGCAGAGUAUUAGCAUAUCUAAAGCUGGCAUAGUCACAUCUCUCCAGGCUCGGUGUUCUGUUAUUGCUGCAGCAAAUCCUAUUGGGGGAAGAUAUGAUUCCUCAAAGACAUUCUUGCAAAACGUGGAAUUGACUGAUCCAAUUAUUUCCCGUUUUGAUAUUCUCUGUGUUGUCAAGGAUGUGGUUGACCCAGUAAUUGAUGAGAUGCUUGCACAAUUCGUAGUUGAUAGUCACUCCAAGUCACAGGCGAAAGGUGGCAAUUUUGAUGAUCGGAAUUUGAACAACUCACAGGAUGAUGGACAAGCUUCAGCUAGACAAACAGAUUCAGAGAUAAUUCCCCAACAGCUGCUAAAGAAAUACCUAACCUUUGCAAAGCUUAACGUAUUCCCAAGGUUGCAUGAUGCAGAUUUAGACAAGCUUACGCUAGUCUAUGCUGAAUUACGCAAAGAAUCAUCACAUGGACAAGGAAUUCCUAUUGCAGUGAGACACAUAGAAUCAAUGAUACGAAUGUCCGAAGCCCAUGCAAGAAUGCACCUUAGGCAACAUGUUACUCAAGAGGACGUAGACAUGGCUAUUCGGGUUCUGCUCGAUUCAUUCAUCUCAACUCAGAAAUUUGGUGUUCAGAAAGCUUUGCACAAGAGCUUCAAAAGAUAUAUGAUAUUCAAAAAGGACUUCAACGCGAUUGUUCUGCACUUACUGCGCGGCCUUGUGAAGGAUUCUAUGCACUUUGAAGAUAUUGUGUCUGGUUCUACUGCAAAUCUUUCUUAUGUUGAUGUAAAAGUGGAAGAACUGCAAAGCAAGGCACUUGAUUACGGAAUUAGUGAUCUCAAAGCUUUCUUCAAUAGCUCAGAGUUUUCUAGUGCCCACUUUGAGCUGGACGAGGCAAGAGGUAUAAUAAGGCAUCGUCUUGCCCACUGAUAUGCAUUUUAAGGACUCUGUUACUAUGCGGGGAUUGUUUGUACGGUAUUAUUUGUAACGAAGGUCUUGUCUAAGUCUAAAUCUAAAUUUAGUGAUGCUUCAUCUUAAAUCUUGUUAUCUUUCACGUAUAUUUAUUACGCGAGGAUUGUUUAGUACGAAAUUAUUUACAAGGAAGAUGUCUACGAAAUUUAAUUAAUGUUCAUCUUAUGUUUGAUGAUGUUA